UAGGCGCGCGUGCUGGAAAAACUCGUCGUCGUCGGUUGUUUCGGCAGCACCACACUUGUGUGCCGUGUGUGCGAGUGUGUGUGUAUGUGUAUGGUCCGUGUGUGAGCGGGCAACCCAUGAGCACGGAAGAGACCAGUAGAAGUUACUAGCCACCACAGCACACGCCGUCGUAACGCGUGACCAAGAAGUUUCGGUUUGGGCAACUACACCGUGAGGCGUUCACGGAGACACAAGACUGAGUCGUCGUUGAGUAACUUCGGGUUGGAGAAGAGUCCGCGUACCCUACAAUAUCAGCAAAAGAAAUAUCGUGUUAAAGUGUUCAAUAAAUAGUCUAGUUUUAUUUCCUCGGUGGAAGUUGUGAAUACUCGAAGAAGACACCCCAUUCCUACCCUCGAGAUAUCGUUAGAAUUCGCGUUACGAGUUCGAUGUAGUGGAAAAUGUCCUACCUCCAGAGAAUUGUGGGAUGUUUGUGAGCAAGUAAAGUUUAUGUUAGGGGUUUUACGAGAGUCCUUACGUUGAAGGUUUCCCCAAUUUCCGCUUUGUGUAGCACAACAGGCAAAUUUCGCUAAAUUAUUAAAUAAUUUAUAGCUCCCAUGAAAAAUUGGCCCCAUUUCAACCAACCAGGAGCGCGUGUCAACGAGCGAAAAGUGAGGCAAUUUCCGGCCGUAAUCGAGCCCUGCCUGGAAGCAGAAGGUGAUGAGGGAAGGUGAAAAUCGUGCCCAUCGUAAAGAUCCCUAAUUCAAUUUCGAAAAAAAAAGGCAUCAAGAGGAAAAGGUGUGUGUAUCUUCAGGAGCGUGAUGAACGCAGAACAUCGACGUGUAGCGCAAGAAACGACGACGACGAUGCUGAUGGCGAGGCACUUGUGAUAGCGAAAUAUAUAUUCUAAAAGAAGCUGCUGCUGCUGCGUGAAAAAUAUCCUGCGAGUGCGUUUGAAGUGAGUGAGUGAGUGGAGUGAUAUUUUUGUUUGGUUCAGCGAAGAGAGGCGGCGAAGCAGCAGCCGAGCGCAGCAAAAUGUACGUCGAGUACGGUGAACGAAGGAACAACGAACGGGACGCGAUGAUGGCCGGCAACAAGUUUAUGGUUUCACACCUGCACCGGUCAAACCAAGACCCUCCCCUGCACCACCCGAUCGAACCCCUAGACCACUACUCCGUGACUACGACGCAACGAAUUCCUCCCCAUCCCCAUCAGCAGCAGCAUCAUCCUCAUCCUCGACCUGCGCAGCAAUCCAGCAGUCUAUCCAGCGGCAAGCACGUGAAGCUGAAACCAGCCGACCUUGGUUACAACAAUUACUACCCGCCAUCAAACCAACAGCCCAAAUCUGCUCCGCCAAAACCGCUAGACUAUCAAAAAUUAAACAAUCACACCAGCACCGCUGGUGGUCCAGCUGGGAUACUGAAAAACAACCACCACGCCACCGGUGGUCACUCCAAGCAGCGGCGUCCGCUGAUUUACGAGUUGAAACAGUAUGAGUACUUCAACAGCAACGACAGCACAGGAAGUAAGCAACUGCCAGCGCCAGCAGUCAAGAACACCAACAGUGUCCUGCAGCAGCACUACAGCGGCCACAACUACAACAUCAACUACAAUCUGAACUUUACGAAAAAUCAAUACAACAUACUGAUAUCGCCACCAACGACGACAGCAGCCGGUGGACAGCAGGUUCCACCGUACGACGAGAACAAUCACUUCAUCAGUAGCCAUUAUCAGCAAUCACAGCAGCAAAACUACCAGAACAACGCUAGAAACUACAAGAACAACAACGCAAACCGUCAUCAUCAGCAGCAGCAACAUCCCUUGUACAGCAACAACAACCACUACAAUCAAUAUCUUAGCAAUCAACAUCAGCAGCAGCAUCACUCGUCCAAGCAGCAGCAGCAACAUCAACCCGCCUACUUGGACGAGAAGCCACCGCUGUUUGUGGACGGUGACCACGAGCUUGGCAAGAUGCAGCGCGAGGAGAUUAUCAUCGAGCACAGUCAGCUGGUUGGAGACGGAAGUGGACCAGGCAUCGUCAUACACCCGGCCGGCGGAGGCGGCCACCCUGCGGGACAGGGUGGCCAGGGAGCGGCCGGUGGACGACAGCCACUAUUGCGCGGCAAAGGCCUUGGCGGAUUAGGAGGAGGAGGAGGAGGUGGAGGGGGGAAGCUAACGGCCAUCAACCGAUCGCAUCAUUUCACGCAGAUAAUCGCAGCCCUCGCCGUAUCGAUCGGACCGCUGGCGGCCGGCCUCGGGAAGGGCUACUCCAGUCCGGCCAUCGCGAGCCUCCAGGAGCUGCAGAUCCGGCAACGGGGCAACUACACGUCCUUCUCCGUCAACGAUCAGCAGGCCAGCUGGAUCGCGAGCCUGUCGCUGUUGGGUGCCCUGUUCGGUGGCAUGUUCGGCGGCGUCGCCAUGCAGUACGGCCGGAAGCGGGUGCUGGCGCUGAUGUCGCUUCCGUUCUCGCUGUCCUGGAUCCUGACCGUGUUCGCCAAAUCCGUGGAGACGAUGUUCUUCACCGCGUUCAUCGGCGGGUUUUGCUGCGCCAUCGUGUCCACCGUGACGCAGGUGUACAUCAGCGAAAUCUCGUCGCCGGACAUCCGGGGCUUCCUCAGUGCGAUCCAGAAGAUUGCCGGCCACAUGGGCAUGCUCAUCUCGUAUCUGCUCGGCGCGUACCUGGACUGGCGGCAGCUGGCGAUGCUGGUCUCGGUGGCGCCGAUUAUGCUCUUCAUAUCUGUGAUCUAUAUACCGGAAACGCCGAGCUUCUUAGUGUUAAGAGGUUGCGAUGAUGAAGCUCAUCGCUCACUACAAUGGCUUCGGGGUCCACACAAAAACGUAGAGAUAGAACUCGACACCAUCCGAUCGAACGUGCGUACAUCGAGAAUCAACCUGCUGAACCGGAUGUCCUCGGUGGCGACGACCACGACGACGACCGUGUCCAGCGCUGCCAGCGGCCAACCCGGCCUGCAACAGCAACAACAACAGUCACAAUCCACGUCAAGCCAGCUGGCUGGCUUUGUGCGGUCCUGGCACCUGCCCCGCAUCUCGUGCAACGCCAUCAUGGCCAACGUGAAGGCCGUCAUGCGUAACGCCCGCCUGGUCAAGCCAGUUUCCAUCACCUGCGGCCUUAUGAUCUUCCAGCGGUUCACCGGUGCCAACUCGUUCAACUUUUACGCGGUGAGCAUCUUCAGCAAAACCUUCGCCGGGAUGAACCCCCACGGAGCGGCCAUCGCCGUCGGGUUCGUCCAACUGCUCGCAUCGAUGCUGUCCGGUCUGCUGAUCGACACCGUUGGCCGCAUCCCGCUCCUAAUCGUGAGCAGCGUCUUCAUGUCCCUCGCCCUGGCCAGCUUCGGAUCGUUCGUGUACUACGGCCACACGAACAAGCUGCUUGCGACGGCAAACUUCGAUCUGGACGCGCCCGUCGGCAACAACGACUGGAUUCCGCUGCUGUGCGUGCUGGUCUUCACGGUGGCGUUUUCGCUGGGCAUUUCGCCCAUUUCGUGGCUGCUGGUCGGGGAGUUGUUCCCGCUGGAGUACCGCGGCAUUGGAAGCUCGAUCGCGACCAGCUUCAGCUACUUCUGUGCCUUCCUCGGUGUCAAGACGUUCAUGGACUUUAAUGCAUGGUUCGGCCUGCACGGCACCUUCUGGCUGUACGCGUGCAUAUCCUGCGCGGGCCUGUUCUUCGUCAUCAUGGUCGUGCCGGAGACCAAGGGCCGCGACCUGGAGGAGAUGGACCCGAAGUACGUGCGAACGCUGACGAUAAAUCGAUGAGACAUGGGAACGCACGUAGAGUAUCUAGUAUAGUAUUUAAUGGGCCCCCCGAGCAAUAGUGUCCUAACCGCCGCCGUUGUCCUUUGCCGUCGCCAGGUUGCUGGUUCUACCACUUUUGCUUGCGCUCGCUUGUUGUUGCGGCGAUGAUUUUAGGCUAGAGAGCGAGCGAGGUGCUAGAGAAUGAACGAGUAACGAUAUUUAAAUGUUCCUAAAUGAGUGCGAAUGAAAAUGAGUGAGAUCAGACAGAAGCGAGAAAGAGAGAAGGAAACGAACAAAGUUGCUUAUAAUUUUCCUCAUUUUCAAAAAACAUAUUGUAAGAUAAAACCAACUACCCAAGUAACCGCGAGGCACUAAAUAGCGGCAUUAAAUCAGCAUUAUAUUGGCAUUUAAUACCAGCAAAUAAUGCUUCAAAACAUUAAAUCAGCACUUUUCCCUUGAGAAAUAUUUCAAGUGGCGCACAGUGAUGCCGUUUUAAUGCCUCACCGAAAGCUCGAACAAAAAAAACUGCUUUAUCGACGUCAAGGCUGGGGGAAAAAAAAGGACAGCUAGCUGCUCCACACACUUGGUGGUGGGCCUCCUUUGUUUUUUUUUCUCCUGUUGCGUUUCAUGUGUGAGUGUGACACUUUGAUGUUAUUCUUGCAUUUUUCUCGUCGAUCUCCAGGAUGCGCGCCAGCCAACUGAUGUAUUCUGAAAUGAGUGUUUGUUUUGAAAGUUUUAAUCGAUGUGGUUGAUGCAUCGAACAUUAAGGAAGACUUUCUUUCUGCUGUUUCGAGUUUCUGGUUCAUGAGAAAAACCCGUUGUCAUUUUGUUGGACGAAAAUUAUUGACGAGUCACUCAGCAAAUUGCGGCCAUCCAGUCAAGUACAGUACAAUCAAUUACGGAAGGCUUGGGGUUAAUAGGGACAAGUACUGGCUAACGGCUAACGUAAACUGUUUUUCCGAGGAGUGCUUGGUCCACGGUUGGCAAAAUUUCACAAAGUGUAUCAGACUUCCGGAAAGCAGCUUUUUGCUUGCGAGAAAAGUCAUUCAAUUUACCAGAGAACUUUUGAUAAUGUCCUUUGUGCUAUGGGCAUAUGUUUUGAAAAAUUUGGCUUAAUUACAGGCUGCAGUUUUCCACAAAAAAAAAUAAACAAAAAAAAACACUUCAGUCAGCGGGAAUUGAACCCAGUUCACGCAAAAAUAAAACUGUUGCACACUGGGGGAAAUGCGCCUUAGCCCGCACGCUUAUUGGAACAGUAUAACGGGAGAAGGAUGAAAGUCAAUAAGAGCGUGACUGGCUGAAAUGUUUCCCGUAUGGAUGGGUUACUUUGUUGAUAAACAUCAAAUGCUUUGAAGCACAUUUUCAAGGUCGUAAAUGGUGAUUUAAUGCCAGUUGUAAUGCUGCAAAGUUUUGGUACUUUGAGGCAUUCGCAAAGCUUAUUUACUACUUCAAAGCAUUCGAGUGCUGAUUUAGUACUGAAUAAAUACUUCAAUUUAGUGCUUGUGGUUACUUGGGUAACCCUUAAUCGCUAGCAAACGCUCCUGUAAAUAGGCUACAAUCAAAAAGGAAAUCCGUACUUAGCUUGAAAAUAAAAAAAAGAGCAAAAAUUUAAACAAUUCGAACUGAAGUAAACUAAUGCAAAAAAGAAAAGAAAUAAAAAUCAACUAGCGCCAAGCUUAGCAAACUGGCUGUUUCGUUGGAAAUUUGGUUCUCAAACUGUUGACUUUCUAGCGGAGUAAUUGACAAACACACAACCACACACUGUAAAUAUAGGUCCGUUAAACGCACAAAGGAGUAUUGAUAAAUCGAGUAGGAUGCAGCGAAGCAAAAUCGAAACAAUCACACACAAGGAUGGAUUCGUCGUGCACUGCUUUUGGCUUCUUUUUUAAACUCUUUCCUCCCCCCGCAGGAUUAUUGGAAAUAUCUAGGUAGAGUAGCUUGGCGAAUUUCUCCAAAAGUCUGGUGUAUUUAUUUCUCAUCUUGUGAAAAAAAAAUAUGAUUGUUUCAAUUUUACUUAAUUUUACUAUAAUGUUAUAUUCCAAAUUUGAGAAAAAAAUCAUCGAACUAGAGAAACUCUAUUUUGAAAACAAAACGUUACUCUUCUUCAAAAUCUAACCACAAAAAUACGGUUUAAACCCGUUUGCCCAUGUUUGACACACUUGAAUUUCUAUUGGUGUUAUUUGUUAUGCUAUUAAAUUUUUAAUAUCUUUUAUUUUAUUUUUAUUUUUUUCAUUGACAAUGGCACACAUAUUAUCAAAUCAUUGAUUUGAGUUGCAAAUAUUAAAGCAAGAGCAUUGAUCAAAUCUAUAACUAGUAUUUUUGUAUGAAUUUGUUCUUUAACUUAUAUAAUAAUAUAUUUAUAAAAUAUUUAAAUGAAAUGUUUUUUUUUUAACUGCAAGUUUUUUUUUAUUUGAAGAAUGUCAUAUUAACUAAUUGUUCUCUCGUAAAUUAUUUGAAACAUAUUUUUAUUCAUUUCUUAUCGUUCAAAUACCUAAAAAAAAAUAGGAAAAAUCAAGCAAAACAAUUCAGUUUGGCUGAACACGAAUUUUGUGCAAAACGAGUUGCAAUAUGAAAACUUUUUCAGCACGAGUCGGAUGCUAAUGACGUGUGCUAAAAUUCUAUGUUAUUAUUUCUUUCUCCGUUUGCCAUUGCAAAACAAUCUUGACAAAUAUUACUUUACGAUACAAGUGCUGAAAACUACAACUUUACAGCACUCAUUUGUAUAAAAUAAAACAAUAUUUAUCUAUUUUGUCAGUUUUGGUGAAGAAAAGUAGGCUAUUUUGUCAUUUAUUUUUAAAUUUCAUCAUAUUUUUUUAAAUUUUAGAUACUUUGAAGUAUGACAUUGAUUCUGUUAGUUUUGGUGAAAAAAAAGCAGGCGAAAUCGACAUUUGAGAAAGAGGGAAAAUAUUUUCCGUGUUUUUUUAAUGUCAUGAUUAUUUUAUCAUAUUUUGUAAAUAAUUCGAAUAAAAUAAAACAGUAUAUCUGGAGAUUUUUUGAAAAUGUCCAAUAAACCAAAAUUCCAGUUUUUGCUUUUAGGGUGUUUUUGAAACCGCCUUGAGUCAAGGGUAUUAAAAACACCCAAAAAGCAAAAACUGGAAUUUUGGUUUAUUGGACAUUUUCAAAAAAAAACUCGAGAUAUGUACUUCUACAAUCACACACGAUUUAAUAAAAUUAAUUUUAGAAAUUAAGAUCUACUCUUAAUUUGGAUGAAAUUAGAAUGUUGUUCUCGUUUUUUUAUGUUGAUUAUUUGUCUAAUGUUUCAAAAUCAUGAAGGAUUUGCCAAAUUUUAAUGAAAUACUUGAUUUUCCCCAAUAGUAAAUUAUUUUUUUUCAUUUUUGGACCAUAUCUUGGAAUAAGAUGUACAACUUGCACCAAAAAAAAUGAGUUUUUAAAUACGUUGAUUUAUGAAAUUUUUUCGACAAUAAAGCAAUUCAUGCACAAAUAAGCAAAUAAGACUUCAAAAACUAUAUUUUUGUAAUUUUAAUUUGCUACAACAUAUCUCUAUCUCGUGUUGUUUCGUCCACAGAAAUCUUCACAAAAUGUUGUUACCACCAGAGAUGGAAUAACCGCUAAAAAAAUUCUUUUUCGCUUGCGAUUUAUCAUCGUCCGCAAAAGAGUGAGGAAAAAAAAUCGCUUCCGAACUUUUCGAAAAAAAAACAAUCAGAUGAAGUAUUAAAUGAAUCUCAUUGUUAGCACCACUUAAAAUUAACUUGUUUACAAACAUUGUUCAUUUACGAAUAGUGACAGGUUAUUUUUUGACGUGUCGAUGUUCCGCCGAAUAAUCCAGACGAUGAUUUUUUGAGUUUCCUUUAACCGAUAUUUCGUGCGCACGAGAGGAGAGCCCAGCUCCCCACGGAUUUUUUCUCUUGAUGAGCGUCAAGAACAACAUUCAAAAAUCGGUGUCUUGAGAACGUGUUUUUUUUAUCUAAAGAAAUGUUUUAUUUCCAGAUUGUAAAAUUUGUCUUGAAUUUUUCUCAAACUAUUGUUUCGGAGACACAAAAAAUAGUUUUUUGAAAAAUUGAGGAAAACUUUUACACUUUCAAAAAAACACUAUUUUUUUAUUCUCUGAAAAAUAUGAUUCCCUGUUGGCCAUGUGGGAGCCAUGUUUGUAUAAGAAAAAAAAUCUUGGUUCAGAAGGUACAAUCAGAAAAUGUUUUUUUUUCUCAUGAUGUUUGUUGAAGCAUUUUACGUAUCGUCAUUAAUUUUUCAUGUAAAUUAACUCUUUCUGGACCUGGUAUUCAGAACCAUCAUUGAAAGUAAUUUCUCCAAGAGUAUUAGUUGUCCUUGAGAUGACCUAAAAACAUCAAUGGUCUAAAUUCCUUGGAAGUGUUGCCAAUUUUUUGCUUCGCAUUUGGCAGUGUUGCCAAUAAACAAGCCGAAAAUUUUUAGAGAAAGUUUUUAAAAGGUAAACUCAAAAUUAAAAAAAAAGACGUCGAAAAGGCGCAUGAUUGUCAAAGAGACUUACUGCUGUCUUUUAUGAGUGUUUCAAAACAAACGGAAACGUGAGAAAAAAUAAGUCGCCAAAAAAUUACUUGAGGAAUGCGAAAAAAAUCCGGAUCGAGAAAAAUGCGUUCCUGACAUACCUAAUGCAAAGGAAUGAUUUCAAAAAUUUAAAUAUGAUCAAAAUUUUUCAGUAACGUAUUUUUAGUUCUUCCUGUAUUUUUUGAAGAAGAGUAAACAAGUUCUCAAACCUAAAACUGUAUCCUUUAGUUGCGCUUCUAAUGGCUCGUGCUGGUUAUCUGUAAAAAUGACAAAAACAAAUCCCAACCACAAGACCACAACCAUCUUUUCCAAACUACGAAUGCAGCCCAUUAAAUACUAGUAGUAGAAACUGUAGCGUGCCGGUGCCGGUUUCUGGCCAGAAAUUUAAAACUUGUAAAACAAACAAAAUCGUGUAAUAGCAGUCAAAUUAAACAAGAAUCUCAUCAUCAAUUGAAAAACUAAACUGAACAACACAAAAAGCGUGGGAACUUCUUUUCGAAGAGACAAUAAUUUACUAAUAAAAAUGAGCAGUAAUUGUUACUACUAAAAAGCUAGCGAAAAAAAUGGUAGAGCAGACAACUUGAGGAUAUCUAAAUCAAUUCAAAGUAGAGACAAAAGAAUUAACUACAAUUAUCUGAAAACAAAUAUUGCUACGGUAAGUGUAGCUUGAGGUGGAAUGUAUGAUAAUUUUUUUAUACACAUCUAACGUUUAUACGAAAAGAGUAAUUUAUUGUUAGUUACUAACAAAGAACAAGUAGAAUCAUAUACAUAUAAUAGCAAAAGCGAAAAACGGUUCAGUGCUUAUGUACAGUUCAAUUAUUUAUUUGUUUCGAUCAAAAUAACAUCAAUCGUGUAGCGUGUAAGUAAAAAGCUUGAAACAAAAAUGAAAAAUAGCCAACACUCUUUUUAUAUGCCAUGGUAGAAACCUAGUUUCUAAUAGCUACAAUUUAAAACAAGCAGUAUAAAUGUAAAACGAAAGCAUUUUUAAACAGCAAAAAAAGCCAUCAGUCAUUAGUAGCCAUUCGAAGGAAGACCUCCAAUCCUUUUUAGUACAUCGUCGUCUAUUCUCUAUUGCGACAUAUAUUCAGAACAAAAAAAAAACACUUUUCUAACCUAUAGUUCAACUCGACAUAUCGCGUAAGAAGAGAAAGAGAUAUAAGUAAAGGGUUAAAGUUACUUUCAAAGUCAAACGAAAUCGUUCUACGCUAUCCGACAAGUACAAAAUUGAAACCCGUAUCAUUUUGUGGAGCAAUCCCCACUCCCCUUUCCGGAGAUAUCACUCAAAACUCUAAUCAUAUCGGUUUUUAGUCAAAGGCUAAGUUUCUUAAACUAAUACAAAAGAAAACGAGUUUAAUUUUAGCAGUGUGUAGUGGUACUUACAGAACUUUUACUCGAAUAUCCGUAGCUGAGAAUCGACUUUGAAGAAGAAAAAAAUAUGAAUGAGACAAAACGACAAUAAUAGGUGUAACGUGUAGGCGAAGAUAUUAAGUUCGACACUGUCAUAUCAUGACAAUAACUAGUGUUUAAACAUUUACCGUAAGUUGACGGAUGCGCUGGAGCAAGAUUGUGCAAAUAUAUAUACAACAACAAAAAACACACACACACUGAUAGAACGUGACGAAGAGGGGGCAGAACAAAUUAAUAGUAGAGAAAAAAACACUUUUUUACAAUCUAGGAACAAUGUACUUUAAAAAAACAAAACCAGUAUCAAGAAGAAAGAAUCAAAAACAAUUAUGAGAAAGUCAUUUGAACGCUUUAACGUCGCUAGGUUAAUUUUUUGCUAGACAAACAAACGUAAGUGAAAGAACAUAAUCUUUAGCUUUGCUAAAACAAAUCUAAGCUAACUCAGAUUGAGAUGAUGUUAAACAAAAAUCUAUUAAAACAAAAUAAAAAUCAAUAUCGCAGAGUAAACUUGUUGAAAUCAGCGCGAACUAAAAGAAAGAAAAACUGUUUCUAAAUAUAUUCUAAUUUUCAUCACGAAUACUAUCUAACGAAAAAUAAAACACAAACACAAACACGAGUUCUUGUUGAUCUUUUCCAGAUUUUAUUCAAAACGAAAAAAAAGAACGUUGAAAUAAACGAAACCAGUUUUAAAUCUUUAGAAGUUACUCAGUAUUUUCUGUCAGUUAGCUGCAAACAAAAUAACUAAACUAAAAAACAAACGAAACCCCGCUAAUCCACACGGAGACAAACACAUACCCGAACCCGAACUCAUCAUAUACGAAACGCGCGUUCUAUUUGCUGUGAGUAUCUCGUAAGACUAUUAAAGGAUAACACGUUUCACCCCAAACUCCCGAAAUGCUUCAAUUGUUCGUUUUGGCGCGGUUCAGUUUUUAGAUUUUAUUUAUUUCCCCUGUGCUAUCAGUUGUAAUUACAUUCUGUGAAAAUUCUA
This is a messenger RNA of Culex pipiens pallens (northern house mosquito), 10603 nucleotides long. RefSeq lists its product as uncharacterized. Bases 1012 to 3750 code for a protein of 912 amino acids. The transcript has 8 exons. The record is from RefSeq and is a predicted model, not a curated record. NCBI's taxonomy places the organism in Eukaryota, Metazoa, Arthropoda, Insecta, Diptera, Culicidae. Gene Ontology annotation, cellular component: membrane. Gene Ontology annotation, molecular function: sugar transmembrane transporter activity. Gene Ontology annotation, biological process: transmembrane transport; carbohydrate transport.